AUCUGCAGAGUGGAGGACAAGUUUAACAGUCUGGUAGCAUUUCUCAGACAGCACAAACAUGAGAAACAGCUGGUGUUCUUCAGGUAUGUAUCCUGUCUACACAGUCCAUGUUAAACUGUCUCACCCUGACUACAGCUACUUGUAGUAUUCUACUUACUUACUUCCUGUCCAUCAACCAGAAGGUAUGCCUUUUGUUUCUCUCUACAUCCCUCUCCAUCUCUCCUGCCUUUCAUGCUCUUUCCAUUUAAAACCAAACUGCCCCUCCCUGUUUCCUGUUAGUGUCCUCUGGAGCAGAUGGCCCCAGUGAGUGACGUGGUGGAUGUUCUGCCCAAGGUGAAGGCCCUGGCAGACCAGGCCAUGUUUGACAGGGGAAUGAGGGCCUUCAUCUCCACCGUACAGGCCUAUGCCAAACGAGUGCAGCCUCAUCUUCAGGGUCAAAGGUCAGAAGAAAUCCCUUGCACCUUCCCUGUGUACUGACCCUCAAAUAGGAUGAUGAUGAUUGUGCUGUUAGAUUGUUUAUGCUGAGGUGAAUGUCAUCCUCCCGUCAUUGGUCAGACCUGAACUUUGUUGCACUGGCCCGUGGCUUCGCCCUCCUCCGCAUGCCCAGGAUGCCUGAGCUGAAAGGGAAGAACUUCCCAGACUUCAAAAAAACGACCAUAGACACAGACAACAUCCGCUACAAGGACAAGCAGCGGGAGAAGCUGAGGCAGAAGCUGCUGAUUGAGCUGAAGGAAAGGAGAGGAGAGAGCCGCUGCUCCCAGGAAACAACGAUAAGAACAAAGCCUGGUCCAACCAGAAGAACAGGAAGGACCGUAGGAGGACUGCUGCCAAGAGGAACCAGGAUGAGGUAUUUAUUUACAGUUGAGCUACACUGUCUGUGAUUGUAUCCCUUGCGUUCAACUGUCAAAUCAUGCUAGUUAAUUCAGUUUUCAGUUAUUUAUAACAUUAUGCUUCUAGGACAUUUUUUACAUUGGAACAGAAAAUAUGCAGAAAAAAUAAGCAGAUCAGAUGACUUUGUUCUCUUCAGGGCUCGGAUAUGGACGAUGAGUACAUGAAGGAGCUGUUGGAAGACACUCAUCUUCUGAAUAGGCUGAAGGGACAGAUCAGCGAGGAGGACUUUGAGAAACAGGUGACAGGACAGACUCCAGCAGGACCAACACAGCUCAGCAGGACACAUGAAACACACCUGUCAUGAGACAUAACACUUGUCAGUGUUUUCCCUGCCACUAUGUCAGCAGGGCGGAUCUUCCCACCUUGCUCUGUUGAUCCUGAGAACAUGGCCGGUUUGACAUGACAUUUUUUAUACCAGAGGCCCUGGAUGGUGUUUUAGGGGGGGGCUUUGUACACCACCUAGAGAACAGCCACAGGGGGGGGAAACACGGCUGGUUACACAUGGAGCAGGACCACUCAUGGAACUUGGCACACACUUUAAAAAUAGAGCCAUCUGUUUUGCAUCGAUUCCUCUGUUAUGACCCAGAGAAAUACAUUGCUUUUCAGAACAGUUAUAUGUACACAGUGUAAAGUUAUGUGCAUAGACAUAUUUUGUAACUAACAAUCUAUAGAGAUCCAAACUGAUACGCCAGUCUCCCAUUGAGUGUUUUUUAUUGAGUUUUAUUGUUUUAAGGCACUUCUAUAUAAAGUUUGAUAAGUUCAUCGCUGAUGGUGGAGGGGGUGAGGACCCCCAGGUCUUUGAAGAGGUGCGUGGG
Messenger RNA from Coregonus sp. 'balchen', 1706 nucleotides. The record is from the annotation of a GenBank genome assembly. Lineage: Eukaryota; Metazoa; Chordata; Actinopteri; Salmoniformes; Salmonidae.